Caenorhabditis briggsae is the source of this 2151-nucleotide messenger RNA. The record is from RefSeq and is a predicted model, not a curated record. Gene Ontology annotation, cellular component: membrane raft. The transcript has 9 exons. NCBI's taxonomy places the organism in Eukaryota, Metazoa, Nematoda, Chromadorea, Rhabditida, Rhabditidae. Bases 1 to 2151 code for a protein of 716 amino acids. Gene Ontology annotation, biological process: innate immune response.
AUGUCGACAACUCCGUUUUAUGACAUUCCACUCUGGCUGCCAGCAAAAUAUGCAGCUGUUCGAGUUGAAGCAGCAAGUGGAGACAUGAAAUUCAUGCUUAGCUACCUGUAUCAAUCGCGUGAGUAUAAUCCAAACAAGUUUCCAGUUGCUAACUACCAACAAAUUAACAGAAAGACGGGAGAGUACUUCUCAUUGACUGAUCUUGUUAAUAGCAACUAUGUGACUAUCACGUCAUCAUCCGUCAAUGAGAAGGUCAUUGUUUCCCCAGCUUCCAGAGCUGGUUCUGAUCCAGACGUAUCUCUGAGCCAAAUGUACGUUUACGACGGAGACAAUAUCAACACAGCAAACGUGAUGGGGCCACUUUCCGACUUCACGAAUAUCCGAAUUUCGACAGGACAAAGUGUGUCUAUUGUUAAAUUUUCUGGCUUGACCACCAGAUCCUACGCUCUCGGAAACGAUGCCUCUACACUUAAUGGAUUCGGAAAGUACACAGUUCUCCUCACAUCUAAGGGAACUUCUAUUAAAGGAAACAUGACUGAUCUCUCUGGUUCUGUAAACGGAGCUGCUUACACAUGGAUCUGUACGGAUUGCUCCACAUUUUAUUGGACAAAAUUAAGAUUCGAUAGAUUUUCAACUUUUUCCAAUAAAGCAUACGUCAGUUUCCAAGGACAGACUCCAACUCAUAAACGAGAAAAGCUGAUUAGAUAUGACGCAAUGACAGUCACUGAUUCAUACUUCCCCCAAAUGAUGCCAUCUAAUGUUUUAACCCUUAAUUUGUAUUUGGGAAGAACAGAGUUCUACUUUAACAAUAUCAAUGAUGAUUCUUCAUGGAGAAAGCCUUACAUUGGUCGUAAGGGAUACAUCUUUGCACCAAAUCUUUGGACAAGUGCUGCCAAUAACUUCAACUACGAAUUCCGUGAUGAUUCGCAAUUGUAUAAUUUCACUAUAAACUUUAUCAAGACAUCUUUCCCAGCUAGUACCGAUAAGAUGACAUUGAAAAUUGGUUCAGAAACGGGAACUCCAGCAGUGAACAACACUCUUCUACACACUGGAGAAGUUGUUUACGAUGCUCCAGUUUGGCUCUCACCAACAUCUGCUAAACAAGUGACUAAACGAACUGGAGAGCAUUUUCCACUGGUCGACUUUGGCAGCAAAACGUAUUAUACUAUAACAGCUUCCUCUGAUAAUGAAAAGGUCGUUCUAAGUCCUGCUCUCCGAGCCGGAGUGAAAGUGGAUAUUCGUUUACAAGAAUACUACGUUUACGAUGGAGAUAACAUUAAUACUGCAAAUAUGAUUGGGGCUUUGUCAGAUUUCUACGGCAAAAUUGUUACUUCUUCUGGAAGAAAUAUAACUAUUGUCAACUUCUACGGAACAGUUUCCGCAUCAUAUGUUCUUGGAAACGAUGCUUCAACAUUGAAUGGAUACAGCAACUAUUUAGUCGGGAUCACAACUUUGGGAUCUUCAUUGAACGGGAGAUUAAUAGAUUUUACUGAAAGCACUGGCAUAGCUUAUACUAUGAUUUGCAUUGACUGCUCCACAUUUUAUUGGACCAAAUUGCAAUUUGACAGUCUCUGGACAAUUUCAAACAAAGGAUACAUCACUUUUCAAGGACAAACUCCUACUCAUAAAAGAGAGAAAUUGAUUCAAUAUGACGCAUUCACAAAGGAUAGCCUUCCACAAAUGAUUCCCACUAACGUCUUAACCAUUAAUGUGAAGAUGUCAGCCAUCGAAUAUAACUGCAACACGAUUAACGAUGAUUCUUCAUGGAGAAAGCCUUACAUUGGGCGUAAGGGAUACAUCUUUGCCCCAAAUCUUUGGACACCUUUUAUCAACAAUUUCAACUACGAAUUCCGUGAUGAUUCGCAAUUGUAUAACUUCACGGUGAACUUUAUCAAGGCAUCUUUUGCAGCUAAUAGCGAUCAAAUGACAUUGGAAAUUGGAUCAGGAACGGGAAAUCCAGCAUUGAACAACACAUAUCCCCGUGAUCGGUCUUCAGGAACCGUAAUGUCAAAUGGAAACUACAUGCAAGUUGGACUUUCUGCAUCAGUUGCGACUGAUGUUCGUUUGUCAUUUGAAAUGCAAAAACCCAAUCUGGGUAGUGCGAUUGGGAUCCUUUCACUUUGUGCUUGGAUCCUGAUUUAUUACCUCUGA